CUAGAGGCAAAAGAGUUAGUUAUUGAUCCUAAGGAACUAGCCUAUCCUGUAAAAGCACCAAAAGAAAGGACAGUGUAUUGUGUAAUAUCUGUGAUGUCUGCUAUUGUCAAGAGAGAAGAGUUUUUAGUAAAUGCUACUGGUACUAGAUGUACAGAAUUGAAGGAGAUUCUACCAGAUGAAUCAUUAUCAGAUAUUAGUAGCCUGUCACUAUUAGGAGGACGUGAUAUUGAGGAAGUGAUUGAAGAAUUCAAGACACCACUGAGGUCCCCAAUAAAGCUAGAUUUUACAGAUCUUGUUACUAUCAUCGAAGAGCUAACAACAUUCAAUCAAAUGGAUUGUACUAAAUGGUUUCAGUUUGGACUACAUUUAGGAUUAUAUGAUCCUAGACUAAAGGCUAUAGAAGCUGACUAUAGGGGAAAGACAGUGGAGUGUUUCCGUGAGUGUAUGUCUGCCUGGUUAAGAGGAGAAGAUGGAGUGAGAGAGAAAGGAGGUCCCAGUUGGUCAUCAUUAGCUACAGCACUAGAUACAAUAGAAGAGAAAUCUAUUGCUAGUUACAUUAAAAAUAAAUAUUGUCCAUCAAAAUAGUUGAUUGACUAGUUAAAAUGUUUAACUGUUUUAUUUCUUAUUCUGUGAUUUAAAGAUAACUACAUUAAG
Molecule: messenger RNA, 654 nt
Organism: Amphimedon queenslandica
Lineage: Eukaryota; Metazoa; Porifera; Demospongiae; Haplosclerida; Niphatidae
Exons: 3
Coding region: 94-585 (163 amino acids)
Biological process (GO): signal transduction
Molecular function (GO): protein binding
Source: RefSeq, a predicted model, not a curated record